AAACGUACGGGUUAGAUUAUCUGGGAUUGAAGAAGACGACAUAUUAUCGGGUUUCGUCUUGUCAAGUGUUGUAAAACCGAUAGCUGCUGUCACUGAAUUUACAGCCCAGCUGCAGAUCCUUGAGUUGCUUGAAAAUGCUAUUUUUACAGCUGGAUAUAAGGCUGUGUUGCAUAUUCAUUCUGUUGUUGAAGAAUGCGAGAUAGUUGAGCUACUACAGGAGAUUGAUCCAAAGACAAAGAAACCCAUGAAAAAGAAAGUUCUUUUUGUGAAGAAUGGUGCUGUUGUUGUGUGUCGCAUUCAGGUGAACAACUUGAUUUGCAUUGAGAAGUUCUCAGAUUUUUCAUAACUUGGGAGAUUCACUCUUCGUACUGAAGAAAACCCGUUGCAGUUGGCAAAGUCACCGAUCUUUUCUUCAAGUUAAAGCUUUAGCACCAGAUAUUGCACACCAAAGUUUCCUUCUUCCUACUAUGUUACAUGUUAAGGUAGAAACUAAGACAAGUUUCUCUCUUCUUAUAUCAUUCCCACUUGAGAGAGAGAGGCAAAAGCAAAGCUUAGAAAUGGAAGAAUCAUUUCCCAUGACUGGUGGAGAUGGCCCCUACAGUUAUGCAAAGAAUUCCAAACUUCAGAAAGAAGCAGCAGUUAAGGCAAAAUCAGUAAUAGUUGAAGCAAUUAUUGAAAAGCUUGAAGUAGAGGAUACAACUUCCAUUGCAAGCACAUUUCGAAUUGCCGAUUUAGGCUGUUCAACGGGACCUAACACAUUCUUUUCUGUGAAUACAAUUAUAGAAGCUGUAACCCACAAGUACAAAACCAAAGGGCAUACUAGCCUGCCUGACUUCCAGGUACACUUCAAUGAUCAUGUUUCCAAUGAUUUCAACAUGCUCUUUAACAGUCUUCCUCCAGGCCGUCAGUACUUUGUAUCGGGAGUUCCUGGUUCCUUUCAUAGCAGAUUGUUUCCAAAAGCAAGUCUCCAUUUUGUCUGCUCUGCCUAUGCUCUUCAAUGGCUUUCAAGGGUACCGCAGGAGUUAAGUGACAUCAAUUCACCUGCAUAUAAUCGUGGGAGGAUUUUUUAUUCAAAUGCACCAAACGAAGUUGGCAAGGCUUAUACAGCUCAGUAUGCAAUGGACAUGGAGCGUUUCUUAGCUGCUCGAUCAAAAGAGAUAGUCCCUGGAGGAUUAAUGGCCCUUCUGAUUCCAGGACGCCCAGAUGGGACACUUCCAGCAGAAUCAUCAAUUGGCCCCAUCUUCCAGACCUUGGAAUCUUGCCUCGUGGAUAUGGCAAAUGAGGGAAUAAUUAAUAAAGCUAAAAUCGAUUUAUUCAACUUGCCUAUGUACUGCCCAUCCCCUGAAGAGCUAAGACAACUCAUACAGAAAAAUGGGAGUUUUAGCAUAGCGAGAUUGGAAAGCAACACAGGUGCAGGCCGCAAACAGUUGUGUGGAGCAGGUGAGUGUAGAUCUGGGUUAGAGAACAUCAUCGUAGGACACUUUGGGAGUGAUAUAGUAGAAGAAUUAUUUGAGCGAUACACCAAGAAAAUUGCAGAACUCCCUCCCCUUGGCACUGGUGAAACAAGUGGAAUUGGAUUAUGCAUCAUCCUCAAACGCAACCACUGAUGAGAAAUCUGCUCUCUGCUUGCUUCAUCUAUUUCACUUCUAUGCAUGAUUGAUUUAAUUCAAGCUGCUCCUUUGGGCCAUAUUCAUACAUCCUUUGCCUUGUUGUUUUUUUUCCUCGUUUCUGGAUUUUCUUCUGUUGCAACUUUGCUAAGACAAGCACACAAUAUUAGAGAUGUACUGUUCUUCUGUGAUGUAUAAUAUAGGCUUGUUUUGCUUA
This is a messenger RNA of Theobroma cacao (cacao), 1824 nucleotides long. The record is from RefSeq and is a predicted model, not a curated record. Lineage: Eukaryota; Viridiplantae; Streptophyta; Magnoliopsida; Malvales; Malvaceae.